Debaryomyces fabryi is the source of this 2382-nucleotide messenger RNA. RefSeq names its product protein serine/threonine phosphatase. NCBI's taxonomy places the organism in Eukaryota, Fungi, Ascomycota, Pichiomycetes, Serinales, Debaryomycetaceae. The record is from RefSeq and is a predicted model, not a curated record. Gene Ontology annotation, molecular function: RNA polymerase II CTD heptapeptide repeat phosphatase activity. Gene Ontology annotation, cellular component: nucleus. Bases 1 to 2382 code for a protein of 793 amino acids. The transcript has a single exon.
AUGUCAGAAUUGACCUCAAUUACUUUGCCACAAUCGGUUCCAUUUCCAGUGACAGUAACAUCCAUUUUAUGUAGGCAAGGAGAAACUGUUCCUAAGCAUCAAACACUAUUCAAAUAUAAGUAUUGGGAUUACCAAGAUGACCCUAAUUCUAAAGAAGAAAUACCACCUAAGAUUCGUGUGGAGCGUAUUGGAACUUAUGAGAGCCCAAUUGAAGGAGAGGUGAGUAGUAUAAAUGUAUCUGUGAGUGACGAAAUUGCCCACAGCGGUGUUGAAUUAUGUUUUAUUAAAGAGCCUUGCGCCCAUGCCGUCCAAUACGGGGGCCUAUGUGCAUUGUGCGGCAAAGCAGUGGAGGACGAGAAGGACUAUUCAGGAUAUAAUUACGAAGACAGGGCAACCAUUUCUAUGUCUCAUGACAAUACAGGAUUGAAAAUAAGUCUCGAUGAAGCAACAAAAAUUGAACAUAGUACAACUGACAGAUUAAGUCGUGAGAAGAAGUUGAUUUUGGUUGUUGAUUUAGAUCAGACUGUAAUUCAUGCGACUGUUGACCCAACGGUCGGAGAGUGGCAACUGGACCCAUCUAAUCCAAACUAUCCAGCAGUGAAAGACGUCAAAAGUUUCUGCUUGGAAGAAGACCCUAUUGCGCCACCAGGGUGGACAGGACCCAAAUUGGCUCCAACAAAAUGUUGGUAUUAUGUUAAAUUAAGGCCAGGAUUGGAGGAGUUUUUGCGACUGGCAUCAGAUCUUUAUGAAAUGCAUAUAUAUACGAUGGCUACGAGGAAUUAUGCAUUAGCUAUUGCGAAAAUUAUUGAUCCCGAAGGAGAAUAUUUUGGUGAUAGAAUAUUAAGUCGUGAUGAAAGUGGAUCCUUGACACAUAAGAACUUGAAGAGACUUUUUCCAGUUGAUCAAUCUAUGGUUGUAAUAAUCGAUGACAGAGGCGAUGUAUGGCAAUGGGAAAGCAACUUAAUUAAAGUUGUCCCUUACGAUUUCUUCGUUGGAAUUGGUGAUAUUAAUUCCAGCUUUUUACCGAAGAAGUUCGGUCAAUUAACUGGUCCGACUAAGAAAAGAAAAUCAAUCGCCAAGCUAGAAGCUCUUGAAAAUGAAAAGAAUUCUACUGACGAUGAAGAAUCUGAGUCUAAUGAAAACGAUGAUGAGGCUAAUGAAGAGGAUGAUAGCACGAGCCAGGAAAAUGACACUCCAUCUUCGUCACCGGUGGAUAGAAUAUUAGAAAUGGGAGGCGGAGAAGACAAUGCAAACUUACUUAUGGAACAAUCUAUAAGUAGGAAUAUGUCGUUGGAACAACAACAACAUGAUAGACCUUUAGCAAAGUUACAGCAUGAUUUGGACAAAAUUCAUGAACACGAUUCGCAUUCUGCAUCUGGUUCAAGCUCACCAGAAGAAAGCGAUGGUGAUAAAAAAGAAGAUGAGGACGAGGAAGAAGAAAAUUUAUUGUACGAUGAUGAUAAUGAGUUGUACACAUUAAAAAAGGCAUUAGUCAGAAUACAUUCAGAAUAUUACAAAAUAUUGGAUGCAAACAAAAUAAAAAGUCCGCAUUUAAAGCCAGAUUUAACUCAUAUUAUUCCAUUUUUAAAGAGUAAAUGCUUAGAAGGUAUAACAAUUCUAUUCUCUGGGAUUUUGCCAUUAGGUAUAAACUUGGACACUGCUGAUAUUGUUAUUUGGUGCAAACAGUUUGGUGUCAAGGUAGUGAAUGAAGUUUAUCCGGAGGUGACACAUGUUGUAUGUAGGGAUCCGAAUGCAAAUUCAUUUAAGUCAGGUCCAACGUUCAAAGUGAGGGUUGCAAAAAAGAUUUUACCGAAUGUGAAAAUUGUGAACCCAGAUUGGCUAUUUGCUUGUUUGAGUGCCUGGAGCAAGGUAGAUGAAACAGAAUAUUUAAUCGGAAGCAACGAGGAUAGUUGGUACCUAGAAGACAAGGAUCUUAAAAAGUACCAAAAGGGAUUAGAAGCCCAAAAACAAAAACAACUCAACACAAUAGCGAGCAGACCAAGAUUUGACUCUAUCGGCUCAGUAGAAGAGUAUGACUUGGAUAAUGCGAACCAAGAAGUCGAUGAUUUCUUGGCAGGAAUAAGUGAAGAUGAAAACUCUGAAAAGGAUGAUGAUAACGAUAAUGACGACGACAACGAGAAUGAUGACACGGAUAACGACAAAGCCGAAGUCAGUAAGCAGUUCGAUUCAUUUAUUAAAGACGCAUACAAAGCUAAUAAAAAGAGAGUUCUAGAGGUUGACGAAGACACUUCCUCGUAUCAAGAUGCUACAUCUAAGAAACAAAAGACUAACCAAGACCAACCAGAGAGUGAUGUGGACUUAGACGAACUCGAAAAGGAACUCUUGGAUGGUUUCGAUGACAUGGAAGAAACCAACGCAUGA